Echinostoma caproni is the source of this 2244-nucleotide messenger RNA. The record is from the annotation of a GenBank genome assembly. NCBI's taxonomy places the organism in Eukaryota, Metazoa, Platyhelminthes, Trematoda, Plagiorchiida, Echinostomatidae.
AAAUGUUGCCAGCAAUCUCGGAAAGAUCAAUUGGAAACCAGUAAUUGUAGCUUUCGCCUUCCGAUAUCAGCUAGCCAGCUUUCUCUCCCGGAGCCCCCGGACGGUGGCUGGGGUUGGGUUGUCGUCAUUGCAGCAUUCUUUGUUCACAUGGUUACAGAAGGCGUUAUCGUUUCCUUCGGUAUCUUUAUAGAAGAUCUGGUGCAUGAGUUCCAAGAAUCAAUGAGUGCGACUUCCUGGGUGGGGUCGUUUUCUUAUGGCGUACCUGCCCUGGCAACUCCAAUCUCUUCUCUUGUUAUAAAUCAUUAUGGAUGUCGUUUUACUUGCAUGCUUGGAGCUGUUAUAAGUGCCCUUGGAUGCCUUUUUGGAUGCUUUGCGAAUUCCCUAUUGACUUUGGUCUUUACGUUUGGAAUUCUGUCCGGAAUAGGUACCAGUCUCAGCAUGACGGCUGCUUUGGUAAUCGUUUCAGUUUAUUUUGACGACAAACGCGCUACAGCAACGGGAUUAUCAAUUGCAGGCACAGGGGUUGGUGCUCUCGUUUUUGCUCCCGCCGUCGAGGCUUUCCUUAAUAUAUACACCUGGCGUGGAACAUUUAUGCUAAUGGCAGGGGCACUAUUAAAUAUAGCAGUUUGCGGGGCUUUGAUGAGGCCCGUCGAGACUCGAAGUGAGAGACGUCAGCGUCAAAGACUCGCCUGGCUCGAACAUUUUGCCAAGGAAUCUGGUUUGCCUCACCUCACCAAAUCAGCGGAGUAUCUUAAUACCGAUGUUCUUGGCCGAAUUAAGUUUCUGCGUGAUCGUCUCUUGGCUCCAACAAAGUCAAAUGUCAACAGAGUCCAGGCUUUACAGAAUGGCAGCUUGAAUGCAAAAGAAGCACAGCGUGGGAUAAUUAGGCCGAAUGGAAUUUCAUGUAUACCUAAUCCGCUUGAGGUUACACUUACUGAAUGCAUUCAUGGGCCGUCAAAACUUAUGCCUCAAGUUUCACCGCUGGCUGUAAUACCCGAGGAUCCUUCGCAAAUCUCUGAGAACCCAUUUGGUUCCAUAAAACCUUAUGCAUCUGUGUUCAAUACCCAGAUCUAUUGGCAGGAAUCAGGUAAUUUUUCAGCAUCGCCUCAUCAAUCGCAGGAAUCUCGGAACUAUCUCACACAAGUUAAACCACCAGAUAUUGGAAAUUCAGUUGUUGAUAUUAGAUUCUUCCGUUCAGGUGAUGUAUACUGCGAGAAAAAAGAUGUGACCGGUUUAAGACAUACGAAAUCGUUUCCGUGUCUUAAAAUAUUGUUUUCUGAAAAGAAACAGCAAAAUCCAUCUCCGAUCGGUUUCAUGUUACCUCAGGCGUUUUUGACGAAUAACGCACAUGAAAAAUCAGAAUAUACGAAAACAAAGCCAAGACGAAGAUGCGCGCAUUUAGCAUCCGCACAAAAUCAACAGGAAAUAGAUUGCCGUAAUUGGAUUGAGACCGCAACUCGGAGUAAACCGCUCGAAGCGUUUAACCACCCGUACUUUCAAAACACGAACGAAGACUUAGCUUUGUGUGGCGCUGCGUCGGGGAUGGGAGAUGAGAUAACGGUACACAACAGUACGUAUGAGCAUGCAGACUAUUUGUACCGGAGCUCGCUUAUCAAAGCUUUCGGUUUGAAUCGUGCCUCCCGUUGCACCGCUUUGAGUUUACCGGAUUUGACCAGAGUGCAUCGCAUUCGCCGAAGACCAAGUAAUAGUAGCAGUAGUAGCAGUUCGUCGGACUCGUCAUUUUCGGCUUGGUAUUGCUGUGGAGACCUGGACACAGCAGAUAACAUAUGUGCUCGCAUUCUCUCGAAAUGCUUUGCUCCAUGUCAAAUUAUUUUGCCUGAGUUGGACGCCAAAUACCUAUUUCAGCGUUUGUGUGAUGUACGGCUGUUUCGUCGGUCAACCUUCGAUUUGUUUGUGCUUUCCAAUUUCCUUCUGUACUUUUGGUACAAUGUGACAUAUUUCUUCAUGGGAGUGCAUGCUUUGGAUUUGGGACUCAGUGAAACAUCAGCUGCUCUACUUUUUUCUGUCCUCGGAGGAGCAAAUAUGAUCGGAGAGGUUGUAGUCGGUCUCCUGGCCGAUCGCGAAUGUGUGGACGCAUUAAUGCUGUACUUGGUCAUGUUGCUUGCUUGCGGUUUAUCCACUGCCUUGGUUCCGUUGUUCAAAUCGUUCUUGUCACUCUCUCUGUAUUCCAGUAAGUCUCUGGUAAAUCAUCGAAUUCGAUGCCAGUUGAAUUUUUUCACGUAA